Messenger RNA from Halichondria panicea, 12820 nucleotides. RefSeq lists its product as uncharacterized. The record is from RefSeq and is a predicted model, not a curated record. The coding region runs from base 2186 to 3691 and encodes 501 amino acids. The transcript has a single exon. Lineage: Eukaryota; Metazoa; Porifera; Demospongiae; Suberitida; Halichondriidae.
ACCUAGUUGGGCGGAGCCCGACCGUCCCUGACGGGAGGUCGGGGGACAUGCUUAUAUAGGAUUUGUACUUGUGUGUUAUGUAAUACUGCUUGGAGCAUCAUGAAUAUAAUCAUUUUAAGUGGGUGUUAAACGCAAUAUGCACCGCACUGCACCACACUGGCUGGCACUGAACAACAUGACUUUGCUACUAAAUAAAUAAAGUACUGAGCAAGAAUGGCCCAAGUGCUACAAUGUUUUGGAUGUGGGGAUGAGCUAUCAAGGCCUGGUAACAGAAGAGCUCUUGAUGGUCCAGCUGGAAAGGAAGUGUUGGACCUGUGGACAAUGCUACUGGAGAAUGAGGAAGAACAGAUGUGUGCUGAUGUCGACAUUAACAGUAUUGUAAAUGGCAGUGAUAAAAACAGAUUGCCCAAAAUGUGCAGGAAAUGUUUCGGUAGAUAUAGCAGCUUUCUUGAAGCACAGGUAAUAAUGAAAAUAAAAUUUGUAAUUAGCUGAAAGAAGUAACUAAGUCUUAGGGUCACACUGUCCACAUAAACAUGACUUAGAACAAAUAUCACAGCACAAGCAAUUGAAACCGAGAUCAACAUGUUUGUAAUUGUCAAUAUUUCGGAAAAGACUAUCCCUUCUACAAUCUGUAGUGUUGAAGUUUGAAGCAUAUUCUUUAAUCUCAUUAUCAACUUGAUGGUAAAUUCUUGCCUUCAAAAGGGUUACACGUGAUGGUUUACCAUCUCGACCUGCUCUACCAGUCUCUUGUACAUAGCUACUGAUAUCGUCUGACAGGCCAACAUGAAUGAUUUACCGAAUGUUGGGACAAUCAACACCCAUACCAAAUUCCAUAGUAGCUACAACAAUGCGAAGAUUGCCAUCACCCUUAAAUAAACGAAUGAUUUCAGAUUUAUGGGCUGGAUCAGUGACACUUGUAAACAUGUCCACGAGGCGAAAUUCAGGAAGAUCAGGUGCAUCAUCAGGAUUUGUGAAUGCAGCUCCAAGGUAAUCCUUAAAGAAGAGGUACAUGUCACCACACACCAAAAGAACGUCCAUAUAUGAUUGUUGUGGGAAACUUGUUUCUCUCGAUUACCAAUUUCUGGGCCAAGUUUUGGAAUGUCUCUGGUAUACUUUUGAACAAUCCAACAGCAUAAAUCAAAUUUGGGAUUACUGGGACUCUCGUAAUGACAAAUGGGUUUCUUAGGCCAACAAUACGAGAAAUGAAUGAAAUGUCACUUCGGGUAGCUGUUGCUGUUAGCGCCAUCACAUGAACUGAUGUUGGAAUGAGGCUGCGCACUUCUCUAAUUCUCAACAGCAUUUGCCUGAAAGUCUCACCCCUGCAAUAAUAUUAUUGGUACACAUGUUAAUAAUAAACGAUGAGUCAAAUACAUACCAUUUCUUCACACAAUGAGCUUCAUCGAUUAUCAAAGCCUUGAGUCUAUUAGCAUACACAUCUCCCCCCAGAAGUCUUCUCCAAUGCUUCUUGCUGAUGAUCAUUUCAGGUGUAAAGAAUACUAGCUGAUACUUUCCGUGGAAGAUCGCAUCCAUUGUAGCUGCAUCAGACAUCUCGCCCGAGACAUAUGUGCUAGAGAUGCCUUUAGAACAAUAGAUGGCUACCUAUAUAAUAAUAGAAUAAAAGCCUCCAGCUUAGAAUGAUCUAGUUAUGUGUAAACAGCUCAUAUGCACAUGUACGUAUAAUUAUAUGUAUGUUCUAUCUAGCCUUACAUACCUGAUCAUGAAUGAUGGCCAGCAGAGGACUGGAGUAACUACUACUACUACAAUAGAAUGACCUUUCUCCUUCUCCAAUAUUUUGUCAAAUGCUGCAGGCAAACAAGCAUAGCAAAGGCUCUUUCCAAAUCCAGUAGGCAAUACAGCAAAGACAUCUCUGUCUCUCAGAAAAGAAGUGACUACUUCCAAGCUCGUUAGCAGCUUCUGUGACAACUUGUGUAACUUUCUCCAUUUUGCUCAAGGCAGCUCCGCCCAGCUGCACACCCACCUAGCUAAGUGGGUGUUAACCAACCACUUGCAAUACUGCAAUCUGAUUGGGCUGCACUUCUCAGUGCAGCAGUACAAAUCCUAUAUAAGCGUGUCACCCGGCCACCCGUUGGGAACGGGUGCCGGGCUCCGCCCAGCUAGGUUGAACCCACCUGCCACAUUUCUUUUUCAUAAGAUCUAGCUAGCUAUACAACUUCAUUGACAUGCAAUGGCUGCUAGCUAUGGCAGGAAAAGGCGUUGUAAAGGAUUUAAAGGCACACCAAAGUGGAAGCAGCCUCCACAGACAUCACCAGAUCAAGCUGAGACUCCAGCUCCAGUUGAGAGGCCUCAACCUGUUCAGACAUCCAGUGGCAAGAAGUUCGCAAUCUCUGGUAGCCCCAGCACCUCCACAGCUGAUGGCCAAGACACCCAAACAUGCAAGUUAGACUCUAAGCAUUUACUUCAGGGGUACCGCCUCGUCGACUGUCAGGAAUAUAUGAAGGAAUUGAAUGAUAAUGGUGUAUGUCCUUCCUGUCAAUCUCCUCUUACCCUCUCGGAGAGUUUAGCUUCAAGAAGAGGGUUGGUAUCACAUAUGAAAACUGUUUGCACGAAUGAUGAAUGUGACUAUGAGCUUGUGAUGUCUAACCCUUACGCUCACAAGUCCAAGGCGUUGAAUGCCAGAUCCGUCCUAGCUAUGAGAUUCAUAGGCCGAGGACAUUCUAGCAUGGCGUCAUUCUGUGGAAUAAUGGAUAUGCUUCCGCCUGUCACCAAACAUGCAUUCUCUUCUCAUAACCAGGCUAUUGGUUCUGCAUCUAAGGAAGCUGCAUUGGAUGAUAUGCUUGCUGCUGCUAGAUAUCUGCAUGUUUUGCAUGGCACCGAGCCCACAGAAGUUAUCGAUAUUGCUGUGACAUGUGAUGGAACAUGGUCGAAGCGUGGAUUUACAGCUACAUAUGGUAUUGUGGUGGUUAUCAGCUGGGAAAGUGGGCAGGUGCUGGACUAUGAAAUUCUGUCAAAAAGGUGCAAUGCUUGUGAACGGCAAAAAACCAGGUGGGGAGAAGAUUCAGAGCAAUAUGUCAAGUGGAUGGAAGGCCAUCGGACAAAGUGUGCGAUUAACCAUGAGGGUUCUUCUCCGGCAAUGGAAUGUGCUGGAGUCCUCAAGAUUUGGAAUCGGUCUGUGUUAAAAUACCACCUUCGCUACACCCAGAUGAUUUCAGAUGGGGAUUGCAAGUCACUCACGCACCUGAACCAGCAUCAACCAUACGGGGAUGUUGCAAUCAUCAAGCACGAAUGCGUAGGUCAUGUGCAGAAGAGAGUGACGCCCAAGUUGAAGCUGGCCAGGACGUUAUUUAAGAGAGACAGAGUUGACGCAAAGAAGAAGGAGAAGACAUUGAAGGACAAGAUAAAGGAGGUGAAGCAGCAGUAUGGGUGCAGAAGGAGAGGUACUAAGAAAGGCACAGGAAAAGACAAGAUAGUCGGAGAGCAGAGAGAAGGGGAGAAGAAGUUGAAGAUUUUAGAGAAUGAGUUGGAAAAUGUGAAGGUGCCAGAAGGUAAAUUGCUGGAUGACAUGAUUCAUAUUCUACAACAAUACUAUGGAAAUGCAAUACGGGGCAACACUGGAGAUCUUGAGAAUAUGACAGAUGCUUGUUGGGCGAUAUUUUAUCACUCACUCUCAACUGAUGACAACCCUUGCCAUUAUUGUUGCCCCAAAGGCAAGGAAAGCUGGUGCAAAUUCUAGCGUGCUGUGGCUAAUGGAGAAGAUACACCACGCCAUCACACCACAAUUUCAGCAGACUACAAGGAUUAUCUGGAACCUCAAUGGCGAUCAUUGUGUUCGCCAAAGCUCCUUGAGAAGUGCUUGCUCGGAGCUACACAAAAUCGAAACGAAAGUUUCAAUGCUUUUGUAUGGGCGCGCGCACCAAAAACUGAGUAUUGUGGUUUGGACACCAUUCAGGCUGCAACUGGCCAGGCUGUUAUCGUCUUCAACAGUGGAAAACAGGCCUUAGUGAAGCUUAUGGACCAGCUUGGUAUUCCUGUUGGCCCACUCUGCACCUCCUAUUUGAAGGCUGAAGAUUAUGAACGCAUCAAGAGGUCAGAGUCAAAGAUGGAGGUAGUAACAAAGAAGAGGAGGCAGACAUUACAUCUCAGGGAUAAACGUACAGAGCAAGAACACAUUGAUGAAGAGGGUACUACGUACUUAGCAGGAAACUUUUGAUUUUUGUGAAAAACUUGUUUUUUAUAUUGAAAAAAAAAUUACUAGCUCAAUCUUUGGACUUGAGCCAACUUUAAGAUACCAUUGGAAAGCUCUCUUCCUACUCUUUCAAAUGAAUGAUGGAAUUUUGAUUCUGAUUGAGUAUACAAUCUAUACAAUGUAUAUGUAUCAAUCUUUUGUAAGUUCCUUAUAAAAAUUUAUUGGCACUCUCUUCUGUAUAAAGAUAAAAAAAAUCCAUCAUUCAAUCAAUAGAUUUGUGGUUAGUUUUAAGUGUACACAAAGUGGGAAGGGGUUAGUCCAAUUGUGGUUUGAGUUAUGAAUAUAUAGAAAAAACCACAUCAGGUGGCAGUACUUCACCUUGGAGAGUAAGUAUGCAAAACAUAAGCAUAGCAUUAGAAAGAACAACGAAUGAGCUGCAUGCUGAUGUCAAUUUUAUAAGCAGAGGAUGCAAAACGAGGAAGUUAUGAUGGAUACCAAAAAUACAGUACAAAAUGGUAUACCCCCCCCUUAAGUUUGGACAAAAAGUGGUGAUAAUACGGUGACGUACGCUAGUCUCAUGAAUCAGCCGCCAUUCUUUUGGAACCACCGUCUGAGCACUCUUGUCAUCGUUUUAUGUGCCAAGACGGAAUUUCGUCUUGACCAAUCAAAUUGCAGAAGUCCAGUCAGGUGAUGAACUUGGAGGCAGCAAAGAACUGCACUUUGCUCAACGCAUUUGGAUAAUCAUUACGCAUGCAUUACGCAUGGUAAACACUUCAUACAUAGAAGCUGCUACGAAGCAUAAGCAAGGCAAGCAGGCGUCCUUGGGCACAGAUUUAGAACCACAGCAAAACACAAGUAGAGAGAGAUGCCUUCGCUUGGCGAUUUGUAUAACAAUUAGGAAAUAUGUGUGGGCGUAAGAUCACGAUUUAAUUACAUUCCAUUGGUUUUGUGAGCAAUCAACAUUCCAUUUUGAAAUGACUUCAUGACAAGAGUGCUCAGACGGUGGUUCCAAAAGAACGGCGGCUGAUUCAUGAGACUAGACGUACGCUUGCUGUUCACCUUAUUGAGAAGUAUAUUUUGAGGCACUAGAGAACUGGGAAACUUGAAUGGAGUACCGAGAACUGGGGAACUAGUUUGUUGAUGUAGAUACUGCAUGGAGUACCAGAGAACUUGGGAACAGUCAGUAUAGGUUGUUGAGUGAUACUGCAUGGAGUAACAGAGAACCAGAGAACUGGGGAACUAUAUUGAGAUAACUUCAAUAAUUCAUUAAAUCAGAACUCUGAUACAUACAAAAUACACAGGCUAUUUAUACAAAAACAAUACUAGAAAGAACCUUCUAGAACAAUAGUACAGAAAUGACUAAAUAAGAACAUGAAACCACUAGAACUAACACAACACAGUAUUUACGGAAUCACAGGUUUACAGUACAGUAUUUACGGAAUCACAAGUCUUUAUCUUAAUGUUAGUUCCAUGUCGUAAGGAUACCACAUUUCCUCCCCUGUUAAAUGUUAGUGUACCCACCAUAUCGAUCAGGCCUGUUGCGAUUUCUUUGCGGAUAUUGUCGAGCUGUUAAUGCACCAGUCGAGGGUGACUCAUCAGGUGGGGUCGGAGACGGAUCAGUUGACUGAUCAGGAGAAACUUCAAAAUCUUGCAAAUCCUUGUGAGCUGCCGUAUCGUCGAAAUCGUUUGGAUUUGUUAUAUCGUCUUGUGACGACUCGGUGGUGGAAAGAGAAUGAGUUCUAUCACAUAUGUGGUCGAUAUGUCGACGUAGUAUCCUGCCAUCACCAAUUUCCACUUUGUAAGAUACUGGUCCUGUCUGUUGUACAAUGCUUCCUGGAAGCCAUGUACCGUUUGUUCGGAAAUCUUUGAGCAUUACUUGUUGACCAACAGAGAACGUCCUUGGUUUAGCAUGUUUGUCAUGUUGCUGUUUCUGUUUCAUCUGCUUGUCAGAUACGUUUCCCUCUGUGUUUGGUUUGAGGAGAUCGAAUCGUGUACGUACUUUUCUUUGAAGGAACAGUUCACUCGGUGAGACGUUAGUGGUAGCAUGUGGAGUUGAGCGGUAUGACAGUAAAAACUGAGCCAAUCUUGUUUUCAAACUCAGUCCUUCUCUCUCUCCAGCUUUCAUGGCUCUUUUGAACGUUUGUACAAAUCGUUCAGCUUGGCCGUUCGUGGAGGGAUGGUAUGGAGCACUUCGUAUGUGUCUUAUGCCAUUGGCUUGAACAAAAUCGCUAAAUUCUUGGGAUGUGAAUUGUGCACCAUUGUCGGAAACAAUCUGUUCUGGUAGUCCAUACCGAGCAAAUAGUGCUUGCAGUGCCUCGAUCGUGUUUUGAGACGUAGUGGAAGACAUCUGAAUCACUUCUGGCCACUUGGAAUGGGCGUCUACAACCACUAGAAACAUUUUGUUCAAGAAUGGACCAGCGUAGUCAAUAUGGAUCCUUUUCCAUGGGCUGUUUGGCCAAACCCAAGGAUGGAGUGGUGCUACUGCAGGUUUAGAGGCUUGUUCCUGGCACGAUAGGCACGCUUUUGCUUGGUUUUCGAUGUCUUUAUCGAGUCCACUCCACCAUACGUAACUGCGGGCAAUAGCCUUCAUUCGGGACAUUCCAGGGUGGUUCUCAUGGAGAGCACGAAGGGUCUUUGCAUGCAGGUUCUGUGGAAUGAUUGUGCGAAUUCCCCACAUCAAGCAACCACUUUCGAUGCCAAUUUCAAGACGGCGGUUGAAAUAUGGUUGUAGAUCCGGUGUCACUUUCUGUGGCCAUCCUGAUUUGACAUACUUUAACACCUUGCUUAAGGUUGGGUCACGUCGGGUAGCCGUCUGCACCUGCUGAGAUGUUACAGGAAGAGCUUCGAUUUGAGCCACAUUGAAAGUGUGAAUAGCAUUAAUGUCAGCCGUUUCGUAUGAAUCUUGUACUGGCAAGGGGAGACGUGAUAAUGCAUCAGCAUUGCUGUGUGCUUGAGUGGGCUUGAAUUGGAUAUUGUAAUCAUAACCUGAGAGAAAAAUUGCCCAACGUUGGAGACGAGCAGCUGCUAGGGACGGUAUUCCUUUCUUUGGGCCAAAUAUAGCUGUCAGAGGUUUGUGAUCAGUGAUUAACGUGAAUUUCCUGCCAUACAAAUACUGGUGAAACUUCUUGGUACCAAAUACCAAUGCCAGUGCUUCUUUCUCGAGUUGAGCAUAGUCCCGUCUGGUAGUACAUGAGAAAUAACGGCUCCAAUGCCGUAGGCUGACGCAUCCGCAGCCAUGUUGAUUGGUAGGUCCGGGUCAUAGUGGGUGAGCACAUCAGAUGAUGUAAGUUGUUUCUUUGCUUCUGUAAAAGCUUCCUGACAUUCCUGUGUCCAUUCCCACUUAUGACUCGCUUGCAGAAGUUGGUUGAUUGGGUAAAGGAUGCUAGAGAGAUUCUUGAUGAACUUUCCGUAGUAGUUCAGCAACCCGAGGAAGGAGCGAAGUUCUUGAACAUUCUUUGGUUCUGGAGCCUGUGCAAUAGCAUCAACUUUACUUGGAAGAGCUUGGAUUCCCUCUUUGCUGAUCUGAUGACCAAGAUAUUCUACCGACUUGGCCAAAAAGAUACAUUUUUCCUUCUUCAAUCGCAACCCGUGUUCCAUAAAAAGUUUGAGGACUUGCUCCAGAUUGUGUAGGUGGUCUUCUUCAUCCACUCCUGUUAUCAACAGAUCGUCUAAGUAGCAGAUAACGUGAGGCACUCCACGUAGGAUGGUGUCCAUCAGUCUUUGGAAUAUUGCUGGGGCUGACGCCACGCCAAAAGGAAGUCGGCUGAACUGGUAUAACCCUUGAUGGGUGUUGAUAGUCACGUAUUUGGUAGAGUCCUUAUCGAGUUCGACCUGUAGAUACGCUUGUGACAAAUCAAGCUUAGUGAAAAGGGAGCCAUUUGCUAGUGUUGCGAAUAGGUCUUCGGGUUUAGGCAAGGGGUACUGAUCAACUUCAAGGUCUUGGUUGAUAGUCACUUUAUAGUCGCCGCAGAGUCGAAAACGUCCGUCUUUCUUGGGAACUGCGACCAACGGUGCUGCCCAGUCACUGCUAGGUAUUUUCUGGAUGAUACCUUGUUGCUCCAUGCGGUCCAAUUCAUCUCCAAUAGCCUCUUUGGUUGCAUAAGGAACAGGACGUGGUUUGAAAAACCGAGGAGUAGCAUCUGGCCGUACUCUGAGAGUGGCUUUGUGUGAGGUCACAGUACCUAACUCGUCCUUGAACAAUGAAUCGUAUUCGUGUAACAAAUUCUUUAGUGUACCUGCAGGGGGAGAUUUGACAGUUGCAAUACAUUUCCAGUCCAACUGGAGGUACUUCAGCCAAUUGCGUCCAAAAAGACUUGGUCCACUUCCAGCAACCACCACCAGCACCAGCCGAGCCACCUGUUCUCCAUAAUUAACACACACAUUAAUCUGACCCGUUACCAUCAUAGCCUCAUCUGUAUAUGUCUUUAGCAAAAUAUUUGACUUACGCAGCUUGAAUUUAGAGAACUUGGCCUUUCUGGUGGCCUCAGAGAUAAUAGAUAUUGCAGCUCCGGUAUCGAUUUCCAUCUUGAGUGGAGUAUCCUCGAUCUUGACUGUAACUGUGAUCGGCUGUGUAGAAGGCUCGGUCAAUCGGUAUAGGUGGUAAGUGUCAGCUUCUGAGUCAGUCGAGCUGUUCCCAUCUGGUUCCACUAGGUGAGUUUUGAAUCGUCUCUUCUCUGUCUUCUUGAACUGAGAGGGUGGGUUGGAGCGGCAGGCUGGUGCUAUGUGUCCCUGCUUUCCACAUGAGUGACACUCUGCAUCCUUGAAACGGCAAUCAGCUGCAGAGUGAUUCGACUUUCCACAGCGGUAACAAGGUUGGUUUGGCUGCGGUCUCCUUUUGCUUUGUAUGCUCUUGAUGGAGGGGUUGCUGGCCUUGAGUGCUCUGGUGUUGCUUUCUGCUGCUUCCAUUCCCUGUGCGAUUUCCAUUGCUCUCUUCAAAGUAAGUUCUGUUUCGGCUAAUAGUCUUCUUUGCAUUGCUUCGCUUCGGAGUCCUGCAACGAAACGGUCACGUAGGGCUUCAGUGAGAUACGCCCCAAAAUUGCAGUGUGUUGCCAGCUUGCGUAGAGCUGCAUCGUAUUCUGCUAAAGAUUCGUCAGGGACUUGAUCCCUUUUUUGAAAAUGAAAACGUUCUGCGAUCACCGCUCGUGUCGGUUCGUAGUGCUUCCGUAGUGCAGCAAAUAUUUCUCCCUUUGUCUUCGAUUUGGGAGCCUCAGGUGCAAGCAAGUCACAUAGAAGACUGUAGGUCGUUGCACCAAUGGAGCUGAGGAGAAUAGGUACUUGCUUAUCAUCAGGGACUGUAUUCGCCGUGAAGUAGAGGUCUACCUGAUCCAGGUAGGUCUUGAUAGACUCUUGGUCUGGUCUGUAAUUGUUGAGAGUUCCAUAGUGUGUGGCUGCCAUUGCUGUAGGCUACUUGAUCCACAAUCCUCGUCGCCAGUGAGAUAACUUCAAUAAUUCAUUAAAUCAGAACUCUGAUACAUACAAAAUACACAGGCUAUUUAUACAAAAACAAUACUAGAAAGAACCUUCUAGAACAAUAGUACAGAAAUGACUAAAUAAGAACAUGAAACCACUAGAACUAACACAACACAGUAUUUACGGAAUCACAGGUUUACAGUACAGUAUUUACGGAAUCACAAGUCUUUAUCUUAAUGUUAGUUCCAUGUCGUAAGGAUACCACAUAUAUAUAGUUUGUUGAGUGAUACUGCAUGGAGUAUACCAGAGAACCAGAGAACUGGGGAGCGAGUGAUACUGAAUGGAGUACCAGAGAACCAGAGAACCAGAGAACCAAAGAACUGGGGAACUAGGUUGUUGAGUGAUACUGCAUGGAGUACCAGAGAACCGGGGAACUAGUUUGUUGCGGAUAGAUACUGCAUGGAGUACCAGAGAACUGAGAAACUAUAUAGUUUGCUGCAAGGAGCACCCCCCUACUAUCUUCUUAUGGGUAUGGUGCCAAUGCGCAUACACGCUGUCCCUAAUUUACCUCUAGAUCACGUGAUCUUUUUGGAAUGUCUUACCGGUAAUUGGAACACCUUCUGUCUCUAACGGUUAGUCUGACUAUGAAACUGCUGCCAGUAGAGACAUAGGUCCUUUACUAUACUUAAAGCACUAUCCUACUAGUGCCUACCUCAAGAAUCAAGAAGAAAUAUCACCCAGAAGAGGUACAGCAAGCCAUUUUUAGUGAAUAGCUAAAAAUGGUUCCGCUUAGAAAACAUAUCUGUUCAAUAUUACAAAACGUUUUUUUUAGAAACAUCCUGUGUUAUUCAAUUUAUAGACUUUUUUGCUGUGACACACCAUAGAUAGAGUAGAAAAGGGAUUGGAAAAAUGGAAGUACCCUUGAAGUACCAUCCGUGUAUCUCUGCGGUUUUAAUCGAGGCUUACUUUUUAACACGAGGGCUAAAACAUGAAUAAUUCAUGAGAAUUGUUUUGCUCUCUGUAAGAAGUCCAUGAGCAGUUCUGCUGCUAAACAUCAACUUUCUCUAAUACUUGAGGCCAUUUGGGACACAGGACACUAUUUAGUUACAAAGCCUUAGCUAUAUCAAAGGUACUAUAGGAACACAAGCAUGAAAAAGCGCUCUGUGUACCUCUAGCUACUUCACGACAAUCGAGAUUAUAUUUUCUUUCACGGUUUCCAAUUGAUACCUACUAUCAGGGGGCAUGUGAUUCAGUAAUGGGGGUAGCUCUAAGAUGUAUGCUUUGGACACAAUAAGUUUCCCGGGCUUUUGCGGGAGUCCCAGAGCCACUACGUAGACUUCAUUGUAAAACAUCACGUGAAUCACUUCCGUUUCCAAUCCCUCUUCUACUCUAUCUAUGGACACACCCAGUUUAGAAAAAUCUAGACCAUAUAAUUGUGGAUCAAAACUCUCUGUAAUCUUGUUAACUGGUUAACUAUGCUAAAUAUAGGCCCUAUCCUGCACGUGGAACUCCAGAUCGAACGUUUUAACGCUUACCGUCUACUGUAAUGGCUAAAUAGCUCGCAAAUGAAAGCCAUGCCCCCAAAUGAUAUUGCGGUAGUACAAUAGAAGCGAGAGCACUAUCGGUGUUUCACUACACUUCAGCAAGACGAGUAUCAGGAAGAAACUUCUAAAUUUCUUGUUAGUGGGUAUUUCGAUAGUAGCAUUGGGAAUUUAAUGCCUCUAGCCAUGUCAAAUGCCUUAUUUGUGAACUUCGUAAUUCUAAGACCGUCUCAGCAACCCCUACACUGUUAAAAAUGGUGUGUUAAUUAACACGCAUUUAGUGUGCUCGUUGCACUGUUUAAGUUUAACACACUGAGAUGUGUUGAUCAACACACACUCUGGAGUGUGUUAAUCAACACUGGUGGUAGUGUGCUCACAUGACAUGCAUAUAAGUGUUUACAUAGCACGCACUGUAUAGGUAAUGUGCUCACAUGACAUGCAUAUAAGUGUUACAAGUACAUCACAUUGUCAUAGCAACAAGAGACAUUGCAUUGAUACAGCAUACUUCAAAUUAAAUGAUUAACAGUGAACGAAGUAAAACAUCCUAUGACUAAUCUAUCUAAGAAAGUGUACAAAAUAGUUACAUCGUUUGGUACCCUCUGCAGGUUUGAUUUCUGCUCCCUCGCAAAGAUUUGACAACAUUAACAGCGCUCCACCUAUAAUAGAAAAUUAUUAUUCCUGAAUAACAGAAUCAAUUUCUCACCUAAACAGCAGCGUUACAAUCAGCUUCAGAGUGAUUGACGUCCAACUUUAUGACGGACCUUUUUUCUAUGUACAUAAAACAAGACAUGGCUGUAAUUAAUUAAUCACUAGUUCAUUCUUACCUUUUGUGCUGAUGACUUGAUACUUCUGCUCUCCUUUAGAGCAAAGAACAGCACGGUGUGAAGGGACUUAACUUGACAAAAACCUCAUAAUUAUAUUAUCUAUAGAAGAUUAACAUCUUUACAAUUUAAAAACUCACCUAAACAGUAGCAUCACAACAGCUUUAGAGUGGCUGGAAAUUGACCUUCAACUUAAUGCCCGUUUGUUUCUACAUGAGCACAGUUAUUUACCAUAAUUGCAAUUAAUAAGUUCACUCUUACUUUAUGACUUGAAAACUUCUCUUCCCCUUGAGCUCUGAAUGCAUAGAACAGUACGGGUCUAAAGACUUCUCAAAGGAUCAGGACUAGACUUGGUACGUGGACUUGAUCAAAAAGAAAAGCAGCUGCUCUGAAGAUUGCUACGGCAACUGCACUGCUGCGCAUGUGCAUUCUAUAAUUAGUCUAUCUGUUCUAUAAUUAGAUAGCAGGAAAAUUGAUCAUGUGAUCCAGAGCCAGUGGCCACAUGGCACAAGAUGAGACAGAGAAUGCAGCAGUAGUCUUUCCAGGCUGCUCUGAGAGCCAAGAUAACAGCAGGAUAUACUAAAGAUAAGUUAAAAAGUUGAUCUAUUCAGUAUGCAAAUUCUCUCAAGCCCCCAUUGUCAAUUUUAUACACUGGACCAAGCUAUAUAUAAUAUUAUAUGAACUGAUUUUCUCUUAGCUGGCUCCCAUUUGUUAUAGCAGCAUUGAAAUGUAGUAUUAUUACACCACUGUACUCAUACUCAUAUAAUUCUCUGUGCAGGUGCAGCUGGCUGUGGUUUACUCACAAGAUUAACUGCUAUAUAGUAACUUGAAACCUUUAAUAUGUUUUUGUUUAAUGGUUAUCCAUAAAAGUUUGUUGCGUAGAUAUUUGUUGUUAUCGAUUAUAA